Molecule: messenger RNA, 1374 nt
Organism: Miniopterus natalensis
Lineage: Eukaryota; Metazoa; Chordata; Mammalia; Chiroptera; Miniopteridae
Source: RefSeq, a predicted model, not a curated record
CGGCCAUUGACUGAGGCGACGGAACCUGAGGGCAAAAGUUGCGUGUGGUGUUGGUACGAGAGCCAGGAAGGGAAAGAUUGUUUAGUCAAAUAACCUCAUGUGAAUUUGGAGUGCCAAAGAGAACGUUGUAGACUUUGAUACUGAAGGAAAUGAAGAGAAACCUAAAUGAAAAUUCUGCUAGAAGUACAGCAGGCUGUUUGCCUGUACCAUUGUUCAAUCAGAAAAAGAGGAUUAGACAGCCAUUAACUUCCAAUCCACUUAAAAAUGAUCCAGGUAUCAGUACUACUUCUGACAGUUAUGAUUUCCCUCCUCUACCAACAGAUUGGGCCUGGGAAGCAGUGAAUCCAGAGUUGCCUUCUUUAAGGAAAACAGUGAGCACAGGGCAAACAUCACAUUCAGCUUCUCAUCCCUUGAGAAGUCAAGAUUCUGUUUCUAAGCCUAUUCAAUCAAACACUGAAAGGAGCAAGAGUGGUUGGAGCUACAGAGAUGGCAACAAAAAUACCAGCUUCAGAACUUGGGAUAGAAAUGAUUUUAGGACUCAAUGCAAAAGAACAAACCUAGAGGCAAAUGAUGGAAUAAAUUCUUGUCCAGUGAGUUUCGGAGUACAACAACAGAAACAAUUAAGAAUAUGUCAACCUCCUAACUUAUCUCACCAAAGAGAAAGUGAAGUCCUCAGAGAAACACAUUGGUCAAAAAUACCUGGUUCCACAAUGAGAGGCCUAGACAAAAACAGUGCAUCACAGGCAUUUAAGCCCAAUAGCGAACAAAAUCAAUUUAAGAAAAAAAUGUUAGAUGAUAUUCCAGAAGACAACACUCUCAAGGAUGCCUCAUUGUAUCAGUUAAAGUUUAAGGAAAAAAAUAAUUCUUUAAGAAUUAUAUCUGUAGUUAUUGAAAGCAUGAAGUAUUGGCGUGAACAUGCCCCCAAAACUGUACUUCUUUUUGAAAUAUUGGGUGUUCUUGAUUCAGCUGUUACACCUGGACCAUAUCAUUCAAAGAAUUUUCUUAUAAGAGAUGGGAAAAAUACUCUGCCUUGUGUAUUUUAUGAAAUAGAUCGUGAACUUCCAAGACUGAUUAGAGGCCGAGUUCAUAGGUGUGUUGGAAACUAUGACCAGAAAAAGAAUAUUUUCAAAUGUGUCUCUGUCAGACCAGCAGCUGUUUCUGAACAGAAAACUUUUCAAGCGUUUGUCAAAAUUGUAGAUACUGAGAUGAGGUAUUAUACCAAUGUAAUGAAUGAAAUUUAAAUAGUGAUGUUUAAAUAGUAUAACUUAAAGCACUUUUCUGUUAUUGUUUAAAUUACUAUACCCAUGGUUUUAUAGCUGUUGCUUUUCUAUAUUUCACUUGUUGAAUUAAAAUAUUUAAAUCCUUUUAAAUGUG